Molecule: messenger RNA, 527 nt
Organism: Xenia sp. Carnegie-2017
Lineage: Eukaryota; Metazoa; Cnidaria; Anthozoa; Malacalcyonacea; Xeniidae
Exons: 4
Coding region: 1-306 (101 amino acids)
Source: RefSeq, a predicted model, not a curated record
AUGCUAUUGACACUUUUGAACAAAAUAGAAAGAACUUCCUCAAAGACAAUUUCAAGAUCUGUGGUAAAAGCCAAGGAUAAAAAGAAAAAAUCUGUUAAAAAAUUGACCAAGGAAAAGUUGCAAGAUGAUAUUGAAAAUGCAAAUAUUCAGUUUACUGAUCUGCAAACCAAACUGGUUUGGGAGAAAGAAGAUCAGAGAGAAAAUGAAAGGAAAGAAAAGUCAAAAGGGCUUGAAAAGAUUUCUAUGAGUUUUGUAUCAUAUGACAAGCAACUAGAACAAACAACCGAGGUGUUUGGAAACUUAUGAAUUCAAAUGGAGAUUGGGAUGCCAAGAAAUCUUGGGAAACAUUGUACUUUCCCUAUUUCGAUGAUAGUUUUUCGAAAUGUAUAAAUGUACAGCAAUUGUGAUAUAUUGUAUUAUAAAAAGUUAUUGUGAUAAAGAAAUAAAUUUUUUGAUGAGUAGAGUGGCAGAAAGUUAUAAAGAAAUUUGUAGUUUGUUAGUAACAUGAAUUGCCUUAAAAACUUUGA